CCUACUCAUGAAGGUUACUUCUCUUGUUUGGAUAUCUGGACACUGUUUUUGGACUAUCUGACAAGUAAAAUUAAAAGUCGUCUGGGAGACAAGGAAGCAGUUCUCAACAGGUACGAAGAUGCCCUGGUCCUUUUGCUCACUGAGGUGUUAAAUCGAAUCCAGUUCAGAUACAACCAGGCCCAGCUGGAGGAGUUGGAUGAUGAAACUCUGGAUGAUGAUCAGCAGACAGAGUGGCAGCGGUACUUACGCCAGAGCUUGGAGGUAGUGGCCAAAGUGAUGGAGCUCCUUCCCACACACGCCUUCUCAACCCUGUUUCCAGUUCUUCAGGACAACUUAGACGUUUAUUUGGGAUUACAGCAAUUUGUAGUUACUUCGGGGUCAGGACACAGGCUGAAUAUCACAGCAGAAAAUGACUGCCGGCGCUUGCACUGCUCGUUGCGAGACUUGAGUUCCCUGCUGCAGGCUGUAGGCCGUUUAGCUGAGUACUUCACUGGGGAUGUGUUUGCUGCAAGGUUCAACGAUGCUCUCACAGUCGUGGAAAGGUUGGUCAAAGUUACUUUGUACGGAUCUCAGAUAAAACUGUACAACAUUGAAACAGCUGUGCCAUCAGUGUUGAAACCGGACCUCAUUGAUGUGCAUGCCCAGUCACUUGCUGCUCUCCAGGCGUACUCCCACUGGUUGGCACAGUAUUGCAGUGAAGCCCAUCGACAGAACACACAGCAGUUUGUGACACUCAUCUCUACCACCAUGGAUGCCAUCACGCCUCUCAUCAGCACCAAGGUUCAAGACAAGUUGCUGCUGUCUGCCUGCCACCUACUGGUCUCACUAGCUACCACUGUGCGGCCUGUCUUUCUCAUCAGCAUCCCUGCAGUGCAGAAGGUGUUCAACAGCAUCAUUGAUGCCUCUGCCCAGCGCCUAGCGGAUAAGGCGCAGGUUUUAGUUUGCCGUGCACUCUCGAACACCUUGCUCCUUCCAUGGCCAAAUCUUCCUGAGAGUGAGCAGCAGUGGCCCCUGCGCUCUAUCAACCAUGCUAGCCUCAUCUCUGCACUCUCUCGGGACUACCACAGCCUGAAGCCCGGUGCUGCUGCCCCCCAGAGAAAGGUGCCACUGGAUGAGACCAAAGUGAUCAUUCACCAGACACUUAGUGUUUUGGAAGACAUUGUAGAGAAUAUCUCUGGGGAAUCCACCAAGUCACGACAGAUCUGCUACCAGUCUCUGCAGGAAUCUGUUCAGGUCUCCCUGGCCCUCUUUCCAGCUUUCAUCCAUCAGUCAGAUGUGACUGAUGAGAUGCUGAGCUUCUUCCUCACCUUGUUUCGAGGCCUUAGAGUACAGAUGGGUGUGCCUUUCACAGAGCAGAUAAUACAGACCUUCCUCAACAUGUUUACCAGAGAACAGUUGGCUGAGAGCAUCCUCCAUGAAGGCAGCACUGGCUGCCGGGUGGUGGAGAAGUUCCUGAAGAUCCUACAAGUGGUGGUGCAGGAGCCUGGCCAGGUGUUCAAGCCCUUCCUCCCCAGCAUUAUUGCACUCUGCAUGGAGCAGGUGUACCCCAUCAUUGCUGAGCGCCCGUCACCUGACGUGAAGGCUGAGCUGUUUGAGCUCCUCUUUCGGACGCUCCAUCACAACUGGCGGUACUUCUUCAAGUCUACUGUCCUGGCUAGCGUGCAGAGGGGCAUUGCUGAGGAGCAGAUGGAGAAUGAACCUCAGUUCAGUGCCAUCAUGCAGGCUUUUGGACAGUCCUUUCUUCAACCAGACAUCCACCUGUUCAAACAAAAUCUGUUCUACUUGGAGACUCUGAAUAGCAAGCAGAAACUAUACCACAAAAAGAUCUUCCGGACCACCAUGCUAUUCCAGUUUGUGAAUGUGCUGCUCCAAGUCCUGGUUCAUAAGUCUCAUGACCUUCUACAAGAGGAGAUUGGUAUCGCCAUUUACAACAUGGCUUCUGUGGACUUUGAUGGCUUCUUUGCAGCCUUUCUUCCAGAGUUCCUGACCAGCUGUGAUGGUGUGGAUGCCAAUCAGAAAAAUGUGCUGGGGCGGAAUUUCAAGAUGGAUCGGGACCUGCCCUCGUUCACCCAGAAUGUGCACAGGCUGGUAAACGACCUACGUUACUACCGACUCUGCAACCACAGCCUGCCCCCUGGCACCGUGAAGCUCUAGGAGUGCCUGCUUGCCUUCCUGGCUGCUCACUGCCCCAGGGACAUGCCUGUUGCCAUUGCCACCUACACCACCUGCACCUGUGCCACAGAAGUCUAUGACAAGCCUUGGCCACUCUCUGGAUGGUCAUGCCCUGAGCAAGUGGCCUGCCUUUGCCCUCUCCUGCUGCCACCAACACAGCAGGCUUUGGGGUCCAUUUGGCACUGGUAGCGUUGCCAGGCAUUUGGAGCAGGUAGAGGGUCAUGUGGCUGGAUGCCAGGGAGGCACCCAGAGAUCCCACAGCGUGGUCCAUGCAGAUCAUGUGUCUAUCAGUCCUGAGUCAGAAUCGCCAAGGACCGCUUACGACAGUGCCACCUUCUCACCAUUCCACCUCCCCACCCCUCCUGGCCCAGCCAGCCCAGGAGAAAAGCGACAGCAGAACUGUUUAUGUCGAGCCUCCUGCCCCUCCGAUUGCCUUGAAGUCUCUGCUCUUUGUCAGAGAUUCGCGAAGACUCGCGUUUUUUUGUUCUUGUUUUCUCAUCAUUCCAUUGUGAUACUAAGAAGCUUAAUGGAUAAAUAAAAUGCUUAAGUUGUUGUUAUAUAA
Cricetulus griseus (Chinese hamster) is the source of this 2734-nucleotide messenger RNA. The record is from RefSeq and is a predicted model, not a curated record. Lineage: Eukaryota; Metazoa; Chordata; Mammalia; Rodentia; Cricetidae.